AUGCCUACUAUUAAUGCCCACCGAACCUUUGAACCGCCAACAAUGCCUUCUCUUCCCGACUUUGAACGUCGUCGUUCCACAACAUCGUCGCUCUCGCAUAAUAGCGACUCUUUGGGAGGUCUCCAGUCACCACCUCUCAGAAGCAGAUCAAGCCGACCCAAGAGCGCCAAAUUCUCAUCAUACCGCCUGCGUAGUAAUUCUGGUCUUUCACUACACACCAAUGAAGAUAUUUUGCGACAAUACACCGACUACCACCCUGAUGGCACACCUCGCGCGGGCUUGUACAGCAAUGGAGGAGGUCAAUGGUCUGCCGAAAGGUUGAGGAGUAUCGACUCAGUUGCGUCUUCUGCAAGAAGCCAAAGAUCCAGUAUCGCUUAUACCGAAUCAGACAGCUCUGGUGAGCUCCCAAUUCCUGACUUAGUGGGACGAGAGAUGUUCGAUAUGGUCAUGGCCGACCACGCUGCUAGUGGACAAUUAUGGAAAUUUGCUGCUGAUCGUGGUGUUGGUCAGAAUGUGGACUAUCUUAUGAAGAUCCGCGACUACAUCCAAUCCUUGGAACAGGUUGUCAUCCAGCUAUCGACCAUAUCAACCUCAUACACCUCCAUCACCGCAACCUCACCACUUGGCCUUCCCGCACCAAUGUCAAAGGCUCUCAACACCAACAUCAAGCACCUCACAACAUCUCUCAUUCCCAGUCUGGAGAACAUGUUUCUUGAGUCUAAAGCAUUCAUCGAGCAGCGCAUCGUCAGAGAAAUCUUUCCCGAUUUUGUCAAGCAACAGUUAUCGCAAUGCACCAGUUUGGCUCUGUCCCUCGAUGCAGAAGGCGACUCUCCACUGAACCCGUACCCCGGUUUGAAGGGUUCUUUCUGCCUCAGCGAUCCCUCGCGAUCUGGAAACCCGAUUACUUUUGCCUCAGAUGAGUUUGAGGAAUUGACAGGAUAUUCGCGAACCGAAGUUCUCGCACACAACUGUCGAUUUCUUCAGGGCCCCCAGACUGAUCGGGAUCGCAUCGCCAACAUGCGCUCAGCCAUCUGGCGUAACGAUGAAUGUACAGAGCUGCUCUUGAACUUUAGAAAAGACGGCACACCUUUCUGGAACCUCUUAUUCUUGUGUCCUCUUCUCGACAAAACCGGAAAGACAAAGUUUUUCAUGGGUGCUCAGAUUGAUGUUUCAUCCUCGAUACACGACACAGACGAUGUUCUCAAGAUUCUGUCUUAUGGUGCUAUGGAGGAAGAGAGAGCUACCGAACGAUGCAGUUCCCGCUGGGCGAGCGAAGCUUCUCACGACGAGCCUGAACACGACGAAGCAUUUGGAAUUAAGAAUAACCAAAAGUCAUCAAAGAAGGCGACCUCUUUCUUUAAAUCGUUCAAGAAAGCGAACCCUCCUCCAUCACCACCAUUGAGCCCUCGCCGCAGUGCUGAUAGACCUCACUCAUCAGGACAUGUGUCGGAUAAAACAUAUAGCACACGAAGCGUCAUCAGAAGAUUUUCCAGCCAGCCUGAAAUGCUUAUGUCGACCUACGCCCGGUACAUGAUUCUCGAACAUGUGCCAUCUUAUCCCAAGUCCCUCGGCGCAAUGCCCCUAGACCAGGAGGGCAAAUACCCUCCAAAACUCUGCGUUUCCUUUUAUUCCAAGGAAAUGUCCGACGCACUCGACCUUGGCCCAUCUACCGAAGCCAUUAUAGGCAAGGACAUAUUCGACAUAAUGACUGAACAAGCUACACUACCUUCAGUCACAAAGGCGUUCAAACUGACAGUUCGAGACCUCGUUGUACGCGAUGGAAAGUCUGUUUCACUCGAUCUCGCCCUUGCAAACCAUAUUCCCCGUCGGGCCAACACGUCGAGGUCACCUGUCACGGGUAGUGAUAAUGCGGAUGGACCGCACAAGAAGCCCGCCAAGCUUAUGAGCCACUGGACGCCUCUCAAAGAUGCCGAGGGUCACGUCAAAUAUGUGGUGAUGAUUGUUUCGCCAAUCUAA
Messenger RNA from Fusarium venenatum, 1977 nucleotides. RefSeq lists its product as uncharacterized. Gene Ontology annotation, cellular component: nucleus. NCBI's taxonomy places the organism in Eukaryota, Fungi, Ascomycota, Sordariomycetes, Hypocreales, Nectriaceae. The record is from RefSeq and is a predicted model, not a curated record.